AUGCAAACAAUAUACAUAAAGCUGCAGCAACAGCAGCAGCAACCGCAGCAGAAUCAUCAGAUAAACACCAACAUCAGCAACAGCAUCAUCAUCAUCAGCAGCAGCAGCAGCAGCAGCAUCAUCAGCAGCAGCAUCAGCAGCAGCAUCAUCAGCAGCAGCAGCAGCAACAUCAGCAUCCACAGCAUCCCCAGCAUCAUCAUCAUCAGCAGCAUCAUCGUCAUCAUCAGCAUCAGCAGCAUCAUCAGCAGCAUCAGCAUCAGCAGCAGCAGCAGCAGCAGCAGCAGCAGCAGGAUACCGUCUGGGGUGGUGGUGAGUUCUUCAGUGACGGUGAUUGUUCGACCGUUGACGAUUUUUGUGUGCGACGAAACAGAGCGAGAAAACCCUCCGCCGAAAGACGAAGAAGAAGACGAAGACAUCAUAAACCCUGAAGCUCCUGAAGACUGCAUCUGCUGCUGCUGCAUGCCUCCUGUUGUUAUCCAAUCAUACCACCAGCAGCAGCAGCAACAGCAGAAGCAACAGCAGCAGCAACAGCAGAAAAAAGCAGAGUCAGAGAAGCCAGACAACACCUACAGCUACUCCUAA
Eimeria acervulina is the source of this 582-nucleotide messenger RNA. RefSeq lists its product as hypothetical. Bases 1 to 582 code for a protein of 193 amino acids. The record is from RefSeq and is a predicted model, not a curated record. Lineage: Eukaryota; Apicomplexa; Conoidasida; Eucoccidiorida; Eimeriidae. The transcript has a single exon.